Esox lucius (northern pike) is the source of this 1390-nucleotide messenger RNA. RefSeq names its product proteolipid protein 2 (gene plp2b). The transcript is spliced from 5 exons. Bases 328 to 789 code for a protein of 153 amino acids. Lineage: Eukaryota; Metazoa; Chordata; Actinopteri; Esociformes; Esocidae. Gene Ontology annotation, cellular component: membrane. The record is from RefSeq and is a predicted model, not a curated record.
UGACACAGUUCGAGCAAUCACACCACAAAAAGUCUCGCCCCCAAGCCCUUCCCUUCGCCAUCUAGAGAAAGUCAAAGCCAACGCCCCGGUUCUUCGUCUUUGGAAGCUGAACUAAUUCAUUUCUGAAGAAUCAGCACUUGUUUACUAACUUCGCCAAAGCCAGCAAACUGCCAUUACGCGCUAAUUUCAAAGACUCUUAAGUUGGAGACGAAAAACCUAAUUGUCUUUAUUUAAUUACAUUUACACUAGUCGUUUUUACCUGAGUUCUGCAACUUUGCAAGAGGAAUAUUUAGCCGUUAUAGCUGGUAAGCUAUACAUUCAAGUAUAAUGGCUGAUACGGAGGGCAAUGUUGCUGCGGGCUGCUUGGAGAAGUUGAAAAGCUAUGUGAAGACCCGAAAAGGAACUAUUCUUUCUGCAGAAAUACUCAUCAGUUUUAUCAUUCUAAUCUGCUAUGCUGCAUCACAAUAUGGAGGCUACUCUGCCGUGGCCAUAUGUGAGAUGGUUUUUGCCAUCAUCUUCUUUGUCAUCUUCACGAUGGAUUUGGACAAGUCCAUCCUGGUGGUCAACUGGGUCUGGAGUGAUUUUAUACGUGCUGCGAUUGGUGCAGCCCUCUACCUCAUUACCUCUCUGAUCUGUGUGAUUCGUGGGUCAGGUGACGGCGCACUCAUUGCAGGAGGGGUGUUUGGCCUGCUGGCUGGGAUCCUGUUUGCCUACGAUGCCUACACCGUCUUCCUGGUCAUCAAGUCCGGCAGGCAACACACAGCAGCGCCCACUGAUGACAGAGUUUAGAUACUUAAAGCUAUACCCCAGCUUAGUCAAUGGAAGAGAAAUUAUGUUUGCGCAACAGGAGCCUGCAAAGAACGAAGAUAUGCAGCAGGUUGGAUGGACGUUUGAUGCUCAGAUGAACAGAUUUAUUGAAGAAAUUAACAGAUGUUUGGGUCAGAGGAGGGAAAAAUCUACAGUGCAUCUGUUGCAAAGCCAGAGGACCGAAUGUUACACUCCAGUGACAUCUGUAUGUUCAAAAGAAUAACAUCAAUUCCGGGGGGGAUUUCCUUGACAUCCGUUAAUCCAGUCUCGGUGUAAAAUCCUACCAUCCCAUCUUAAUUUGUUUGUCCAGUGACAAAGGGAAAGAUGUAAAUAUUAUGCAGCUUAAGGAUGUGUGAAGCUUUAGUUUGCAUACUAGUGUGUCAUUUGAUCUAAUUAACUAAUUUGGAAAAAGAGGUUGGCUGUUUGCAUCACAUCCACUAAAGGUUUGGUUUGUUUUGGAAUGGAAAUUGUGGCAUUACAUUCAAAGGGCGAAUGUACAGUUGUGGCUAAAAGUAUUGGCAUCCUUGCGCAAUAUCCUUCAUCAAAUAAUGUAUAUUGUUUCAAAACAAAUGUUUAAAAUUGA